CGAUCACACCUCGACGAUUUUCUCUUCUCUUCCGCUUCUUGCGCUUCAAAGGGCUGCCAGGCUCUGAAUUGUCAUAAAGGGUGGACGGCGCUAUGAUAUGAAGGGGUGCGCGCGGGGCACAAUGUUUGGACACCGCUAGUUGGCCCGUCAUGACAACUGCCUCGACUGCUGCUGCUGCUGCUGCUCCCACUCCCUCUGCGCCCUCUGCGUCCCCUGCUGUCACUGUCACUGCACAGAGUCAGGGCCCCGCUCCCACUCGUCUCUCAACCCCACGACCAAGAACUCCCAAGGCAAGCUCAGAACCAUCGUCGUCGACAAACAACAACUUGAAGGCCAGUACCAGGUCACGGACCAAACGGGGAUCGCCGUCGCCCCAGUCCAACUCGCAUCGGACAGACCCCCUCUCCGACAAGGCCACCGUCUAUCUGAUCCGGCGCAUCUUGUGUCCUCAACACCAGGACAAGGGCAAGACCACGCCGCCGAUAUCGAUCGAGGAUGUGCUACCGCCUCUGACCAGUCGAAACGAUGUCGACCUGCAGCUGUACGCACUGAUUGCCAUCAUCCUCCGGGAAUAUGUCCAGAACUGGUACAACAAGAUCACCCCCGACGACUCGUUUGUCGCCGAGAUCGUCCAGCUUAUUGCCCAUGUCACCCGAGCGCUUGAGCAGCGCCUUCGCAAUGUCGACCUCGAGAGCUUGCUCCUAGACGAGCUGCCCGAUCUUCUCGACAGGCAUGUCACUGCCUAUCGAGCAGCUCACAAUCCCAUCACGCAGUCUCCCCUCCAGACGGAUGCGCGAGAGAUCUAUCACGCUCUGUGCCCCCUGCCCGCUCUGUCUCCCGUCCCGUGCUCAGGAAGCCCGGAGAGCAUAGCUGAGCAAGCCGAAAAUGAGGCGGCCUAUCGUCAGCUGCUGGUUCAUGCUGUGCUUGCCGUGCUCUUGCCCACUGAGGAUCUCCAGAACAACUGUCUCGUGGCCCUGGUUGGCCAGAUAUUGUCGGAGCUGAUAAUCGGAAAUAUUCUAGCCAACAAGCUGUCAGAGCCUUGGUUCAUCUGGGAAUGUUUCUCAAUAGCGUCCAACGUUAUUACACGGCGCACAUCUGUCGAAAAUGAGCCUCUGCCCCCAAGGAAGAGCAAAGUACCGGUACAAGCUCGCAGUUCGUCCUCGAUCCAGUCGAUCCAGGCACUGUUCUGGACCUUCAUUCACUGGAUCUUUCUCUCGAUAUCGUUUGUGAGGAUGGCUAUCACUAUCUUGACCACUUCCCACUCCUUGCCACCUCGUUUGUCUCGCAGCGCGACAGCAUACGAGAAAGUGGCGGCUCACCAUACGACUCAACUGGAUCUCGAAAAGCAUGCCGGUUCGUCCGAUGUGGAGCCAGAACGCUUCAAGACACCCGUUUUGGCAUUCAGAUGCUGGUCAGCAAUAUCGAACUUGAUCGAGAUGGACGGCCGGAUGGCGUGGCUCAGCGGCACAGUGUCCAUGUUGCAGUGGAUCAUGAUGAGAAGCCCAGGAAGGCUGGGUGGUGUUGAUGGGAGCAUUGACAGGUAGGUCAGCCUCUUUCCUUGCCAUUUUCCCUCACUUUCCUACUCCCCUCUGCACGCUCAACUGUCGCACCGCAUGAUU
Molecule: messenger RNA, 1619 nt
Organism: Neurospora tetraspora
Lineage: Eukaryota; Fungi; Ascomycota; Sordariomycetes; Sordariales; Sordariaceae
Product: PXA domain-containing protein
Exons: 2
Coding region: 150-1544 (464 amino acids)
Biological process (GO): early endosome to late endosome transport; endosome to lysosome transport; protein targeting to lysosome
Cellular component (GO): late endosome; extrinsic component of endosome membrane; early endosome
Molecular function (GO): phosphatidylinositol binding
Source: RefSeq, a predicted model, not a curated record